AAGUGCAAUAUGGAGGUUUAGUAACUUAGUUUGCAUUUUGAUAUUGACCUGAAUGAAGAAGCCUUUCAAGCAUGUGCCAAGCCGAAAGAGAGAGCUGAUGUUGUUGCAUUGGUCCAACGGAAAAUCUGGCUGGGAACUAGCGAACAUUGUUGAAUGAUAUUUUGGUUGUUCACACUGAGUUGGUACGUUUAACAGAAAUAAGGACCCUUCUGUGGAAAUAUUUAACAACCAAGUCUAUAGAAAAAGCAAUAAUUGAAUACUUUGAACAAAAAGGGGAAUGGACCGGCACUACGAAGCCAUUUACACCACAAUCAUAGGAAUGAUUUAUGUACCCAGAACCAGUGAGAAAGCAAGGAAAUUGUGUAACCCAUAAUACCCAGUUAAAGAUCUCGUGGAACACAACCCAAUGUACCUUCUUCCCAAUCUUUUUCCCUCACCUUGAUGAUGAGUGCAACCUCUAUAUAUUCAUCAAUCGUAUUCAUCCAUUCACCCACAAAGAAGCCACAAACCCAACAAUGGCCAAGCCAAGUCUACUGCUUCACUUCUUUAUCUUCUUUUUCAUGAUCCUGCCUUGUCUCUCUUGUCCUGAAUGCCAAAAGGAAGCCCUUCUCCAAUUCAAGUCCUCCACCCUUUCUAUUUAUUCUUCAUUGCAUGCCUUGGACUCAUGGGAGUUCAGUUCAAGUUGUUGUCUAUGGGAUGGAGUCAUAUGCAGUUCUCCUCUAAAUUCAACUUCAAGGGCAGUGAUUGCUCUUCAUCUCUCUGACCUUUUUGUAGGGUCACUUCUAGAGAACUUGGAGCUCUUUCCUUCUUCUAUCUUGGCACCACUCUUUUUUAUUAGAAGCUUGGUUGUGCUUGACAUUUCCUCCAGCUCCAUAUAUGGUCAAAUUCCAGUACUCGGGUUUGGUAAUCUCAGCAAGUUGGUUUACCUUGAUAUGCGCUGGAAUAGAUUCAAUGGAUCCAUUCCUCCUCAGCUUUUUCACUUACCAAAUCUCCGGUAUCUCGAUUUCAGUGAUAAUUCACUCCAUGGUAGCCUAAGUCCUAAAGUGGGCUCUCUUCAAAACUUGAGGAUAUUGAAUUUGGCUCACAAUUUUCUUAGCGGAGUUCUCCCUGAGGAGAUUGGAAACCUCACAAAGCUGCAGCAAUUGUCACUUGGAAGCAAUGAAUUUUCAAAUGCCAUUCCUUCUUCAAUUUCGCAUUUGAAAGAGUUGGAAAAAUUAGACUUGGGUGACAAUGUUUUGUCCAUGGAAAUUCCCACUGACAUUGGAAAUUUAUCAAACAUCUCCACUUUGAUAUUGGGGAAUAACAAUUUGACUGGUGGAAUCCCUGCUUCGAUGCGAAAACUGAGCAAGUUGAAUACACUUAAAUUGGAAAACAACUUGCUGACAGGAGAAAUUCCAUCAUGGUUGUUCAAUUUCAAAGGCCUGGAUCACUUGUAUCUUGGAGGAAAUCACCUGACUUGGAAUAACAGUUUGAAGAUAGUACCGAGGUGUAUGCUGGUAACAUUAUCUCUGAGAUCUUGUGCUCUCAGGGGAGAAGUCCCAGACUGGAUUUCCACGCAGAAGAGACUGAAUUUUGUGGAUUUUAGUGAGAACGAGCUCCAAGGAACAUUUCCACAAUGGCUUGCAGAAAUGGAGGUCGCAUAUAUAAUUCUACCAGAUAACAGACUCACAGGUUCUCUUCCACCUGCCCUCUUUCAUUCUCACAGUUUACGGCUCCUUGCUCUCUCCAAGAACAAUUUCUCUGGAGAGCUGCCCAAAAACAUUGGAGAUGCCAACUCCCUCAGGAUUCUUAUGUUGGCUGGGAACAACUUUUCUGGACCUAUUCCUCCAUCAACCUCCCAAAUUCCCAACCUACAAGUGUUGGACUUGUCAAGAAACAGAUUUUCUGGCAACACUUUCCCAGUUUUUGACCCUCAGGGACUGUUGAGCUACGUUGAUUUCUCUUCCAACCAACUCUCAGGAGAGGUUCCAACCGCGUUUUCUCAAUACACUGAAAUUCUUGCACUAGGAGGAAAUAAGUUUUCUGGGGGCUUACCUUCGAACCUGACUAAGUUGAGCAAUCUUAAACGCCUCGAACUCCAAGACAAUUAUAUUUCAGGUGAAUUCCCAAACUUCCUCUCCCAAAUCUUCACUCUGCAAGUUUUGAACCUGCGGAACAACUUCCUUGAAGGUUUAAUCCCUGAAACUGUUUCCAAUCUCAGUAAUCUCCAAAUUCUUGACCUCUCAAACAACAGUCUCACUGGAAAAAUCCCCUUAGGAUUUGUUCAUCUAAUGGGAAUGAUUGAGGCACCAAAUUUGCCAUCAUCAUAUACUUCUAUAUCCAUGAUCUACAUACUGUACUCUGAAGACAUCCGGUCCAACAUUGUGCUCAAUGACUUGAUAGUGAAUUGGAAGAAGUCAAAGCAAGGUCUCUCAAGUCACGACCUUGAUAUGUAUUUUUUGUUAGACCUGUCGAGUAACCAACUGUCUGGUGAAAUUCCAGCCUCGCUAGGUGCUCUCAAGGCUCUGAAGCUACUUAACAUCUCCCAUAACAAACUCUCUGGGAAAAUACCAGCAAGUUUAAGUGAUUUAGAGAAUCUAGAGAGCUUGGACUUAUCCCACAACCAACUCUCCGGUUCAAUUCCUCCAACCCUAACAAAGCUUCAACAACUUGCUAUAUUUGAUGUGAGCAACAAUCAACUGACUGGUCAGAUUCCGAUUGGUGGCCAAAUGGACACAAUGCUGGAUCCCAACUACUAUGCCAACAACAGUGGGUUGUGUGGUAUGCAAAUUCGUGUGCCAUGUCCUGAAGAUCAGUCACCAGCACCAAAGCCACAGGAUUAUGAUAACAAGGAGCCAUGGUUUUUGUGGGAAGGUAUGGGGAUUGGAUACCCAGUUGGCUUCUUGUUAACUAUAGGAAUUAUCUUCCUUGCUGGCCAUUUUAACCCAUCGCCACCUUCAAACAACCACCACCGCCGCCCACACCACUCAAUCAGGCAACGGGUUUGAACCAAAACAGUCCAGGUAGGCUUUUCUGUCAUGGUGAAAGUUUUGGAUUUCCUAAGAUGGUGAAGAACUUUGGUUAAAGCAUAAGCCUUAUAUCAAGUAGAGUUUGGUGGCCCUGUAUUACAAAGCACCUUUCUUAGUGAAAUUCCUGUUGUAGUUCCUUUUGUGAUGUGAUGGGAGCGAAGUGUUUUUCAUGUUAAUGAAUUUCAUGAGAGUGUCAUGGAAGAUUAAUGAUAAGCAUACAAAA
Messenger RNA from Vitis riparia (riverbank grape), 3231 nucleotides. Its product is annotated as receptor-like protein 46. Lineage: Eukaryota; Viridiplantae; Streptophyta; Magnoliopsida; Vitales; Vitaceae. The record is from RefSeq and is a predicted model, not a curated record. Bases 327 to 2987 code for a protein of 886 amino acids. Gene Ontology annotation, molecular function: protein binding. The transcript has a single exon.